Molecule: messenger RNA, 1330 nt
Organism: Physella acuta
Lineage: Eukaryota; Metazoa; Mollusca; Gastropoda; Physidae
Source: RefSeq, a predicted model, not a curated record
UUUAUUUAUCAUUGACCUACAACUGUCUUUCUACAAGCAGAGACAUGUUGUGAAAGCUGGUAACUAUAACUGCCACAAAUGUAAAUACAGAUGUACAUUGCGUUUAAGAUAAGUGUGGGGCUAUCAAACGUUGGCUUUUUACAAAACAUUUCUGGAUAACAAUGAUGCUUGUAUGGUUGUUGGUUUUUCUUUUAUUUCAUCUUGGAAACGCCUAUUCCGAAACCAAACCGAAAAACAAUACAUUUGUCGCCGUAAUAGUGGAUUUUGAAGUGGACUGUAUCCAGUAUUAUUGUCAACAUACCAGGAAAAUUUUUGGGUUCUUCUGGCAUCCGCUCACAAAGGAAACAGCAAUCUUUGACUCAUGCGUCAGGCUCGACGUCUAUUAUUGCAAAGCAAAUUACCAGUUUAGCAGAUGCCAAAAUCGCGACUAUUGGAGCAUGCUCUGCACCAUUUGGGAAUUCAGUUACAGCACGGAAUACUGUCCGAACUUGGUGAAAGCGAGUUGUCAGUGUAAAAAAGAUAGCGGCAAUCGAUACAACUUUACCUUCAACCCGAAGCACUAUAAUUGGCUGAAAGUGGUUUUCAUUAAAGGGGAAGCGGACGUGGUAGAAGAGUCGGAUAUCAUCGGAGAAAGCCCAAUAUUCCACGCAAAUAACUAUCCAGAUUUUUGGAAUCCAAUUCCAAAUACAAAUACACGCCGUCUCUACAGCACUCAAAAGGGGACAAGUGCUCAUGUUAUUUCAGGAUGGAUCAUCGCAACUGGAGCUGUGGUUUCAGUUGCUCUGGCUAAAUUUAUCGGUUAAUCCUAAUUUUGAGAAGAGCUUCAUGUCCGUGAAGUUUGCACAGACAACGCUGAGUUAUAAACGAUAUCUAGUUUUUAAAACUCGAUUGCAAAAAUGCGUAUAUAAAUAUUAGUUUAAGAUGUUAAAUACAUACAUGCAGUAUUUCAUGUAUUAAUUAAUAUAAAAGCAACUUUUGUGGAAUGGGUUGUUGAAAAUUCACAUUUCAAUGACAGGAAAUGAAUUUGUAAUGUUACGAACUAAAACAAUAUUUAAAACAAAUUAAAAAAACAUCUUGUUUAGUUCAUUUAAUUUUUUUUUUAUUUUACUUACCCAUUUAAUUUUGAAGUAACAAGUAAAGUUAAAAUUGAAAAUUCGCACCUGUAAGUUAAAAUUAACAGCUAUAUUUUAAUUGCUUACAUUUUAUGAAUUUGUAGAUGCAAAGAAACGAAUAGCUAAAAAUGUACUUUAUAUUGUAUUUAUAGUGUAAAACUGAGCUAAUGUUGAAAGGAAAUUUACAGUAAAACCGAAAUAAACUUCUGUGAUUGCAA